Messenger RNA from Anopheles maculipalpis, 315 nucleotides. RefSeq names its product ubiquinol-cytochrome-c reductase complex assembly factor 2. Gene Ontology annotation, biological process: mitochondrial respiratory chain complex III assembly. NCBI's taxonomy places the organism in Eukaryota, Metazoa, Arthropoda, Insecta, Diptera, Culicidae. Bases 7 to 315 code for a protein of 102 amino acids. Gene Ontology annotation, cellular component: mitochondrial matrix. The transcript has a single exon. The record is from RefSeq and is a predicted model, not a curated record.
AGAAUUAUGUCCCAGCACUACAAGAAUUUUCUUAGUCUGCUGGAGCGGUGGCCUCUCGACAAAAGUAAGGUGGGCCGUGACUUGGGUCAAUAUUUGCGAGAUCAGCUGACCGCUGUCUUAGGCUCUUCCAAUAUUGUCGCUGUAAAGGACGACAGGCUCCAAAAACAGUUCCGCUCGCUGGAGAACAUCGUAAACGACGUGCACGCGAAUCGUUAUCCGCGCAGUCUAAAUUCUACCGCAACUGGACUCUCCGGUGAACAGUGCCGGGAAGUGUUAUCUACCGAGUUCUUACAGAUUCUGCAGCGGAAGGAUUAG